Messenger RNA from Colletotrichum siamense, 1002 nucleotides. RefSeq lists its product as uncharacterized. The coding region runs from base 1 to 1002 and encodes 333 amino acids. The record is from RefSeq and is a predicted model, not a curated record. The transcript is spliced from 2 exons. Lineage: Eukaryota; Fungi; Ascomycota; Sordariomycetes; Glomerellales; Glomerellaceae.
AUGCUCUCUGGGUGGCUUUGCUUCCACCUCCUAAUCACCACCAUCUACGCAAGAGAUGUCAAGUUCACCGAAGCCUCCAACGCGGACCGCAUCAUCACCGCCAACUCAACCCGCGCACCUUACCACAUCCCGCCCGCGACCUGGGGCCGUCUCAUGUCCCCGCCCAACGCAACCGGCCACUUCCCCUUCCAGGGCCCCAACCUCUCCGCCCCGUACCCCGCCAACGACAGCACGCACACCACACCGCUCACCUGGGCCAUCUCCCUCGACAUCAAAGCCGACAUCUCCCUAGCCCACACCGAGUCUCCCCACAUAUUCAACACAUCAACCUACGUCUCAGGCGGCGUCCUCUCCCUCACGCCCCCUGAAGCCCUCAUCGCGCCGGCGCUUCACAACGGCACCGCGUACCGCCACCACCGCACCUGGAAAGUCUGCGCCUUCAGCAUCGCGCCGCCAAUCACCUGGACCCCCGCCACGCAGCGCGAAAUGCACGACGCCGGCGACUGCCAGGCCGUCUGGUCCGACGCCUGCGUCGCCUGGCUCACAUCCGCGAUCCAGUCCGAGUUCAUGAACAGAUUCGUCAAACCCGCCUGGGUGCAGGGCUACGAGAUCGCCCUGGACCGGGAGACGCACGCCAUGUUCGCGCCGUGGGGGGACGGACAGGCGGUGGCGGACGAGAUGAUCCCGUACGUGAACGGCUCGGCUGUGUUCCAGUGGGCGUCGGACUGGGGCGAGAAGGGGAAUCUGACGGCGUAUCAUCAGGAUACGGGGUUUUUCUGGCCGAUGUUUGCGGCGUUUGGGUUCAACGAGACGUGGAUGGCGCGGGAGGCGAACGCGUCGAAUGCGAGUUUGCCGCAGCCGCCGCUGGUGUCGUUUGUGUGCGCGCGGGCGCAGGCGGCGGCGGUGGGGAGCGAGAUUCCGGAGAGCGGCGGGGUGUUGGGUGGGAGGGUUUCGUGGGGUGUGCUGGGUCUGCUUGGGAUGUUUGCUGUGUGGCUUUUGUGA